AAGAAACUAAAUAAACAACCAGCAACUCUAGACGGCGAAUCAAACCACGAGAAGGCGUUCGAGUGAGAGGGAACAUCAAAAUGAUGCUGCCGUUUGUGAAGCUGGGAACCCUGGCCAUAAGAACCCUAGCAAAACCCAUAGCUUCCAGGCUUAAGCAGCAGGCCGGCGUCCACCCGAGGUUCCGCGAGCUCAUCGUCAAUCUUGCUCAGAUGAACCAUCGUUUCACUACAACAAUACAAAGGAACAUAUAUGCUCAUUCAACUGAUGUAGCAAUACGACCCCUGAAUGAAGAAAAGGCUGUACAAGCUGCUGCAGAUCUCAUCGGAGAGCUUUUUGUUUUCUCGGUUGCUGGGGUUGUUGUAGUCUUUGAGGUGCAAAGGAGUUCUAGGUCAGAGGCAAAGAAAGAAGAACUACGCAGGCAGGAAUUUGAGGUGACUAACCAAGACUU
Phalaenopsis equestris is the source of this 448-nucleotide messenger RNA. RefSeq names its product OPA3-like protein. Gene Ontology annotation, cellular component: mitochondrion. The annotation marks the transcript as partial. The transcript is spliced from 3 exons. The record is from RefSeq and is a predicted model, not a curated record. Lineage: Eukaryota; Viridiplantae; Streptophyta; Magnoliopsida; Asparagales; Orchidaceae. Gene Ontology annotation, biological process: regulation of lipid metabolic process.